UUGUCACAUGCAACGACCUAAAUUCAUAUUUGCUGCUGUUGGUUGCUUUAUGUCUGUCAACGUAAUGGGAACGUGAUCCAUCCAUCAUUUAUUACCAAUAUACGUUUUAUUUGACCUUAUUAACGAGAACAGAACUGUCAGAAACGUUUGCCUACAUCAUUUGUGUAAAACGGCGGAAUAAAACACAACCGUUAAGUGAUCGCUCCCGUUUUUUUUAGGUGACCUAAAUAACGGGAUACUGUUUUUAUGCACUCAUCUGUCUGGGUGAUAUUUCUGCAGAAAGCCACGUCUGUCCACCGUGUAGGAGUGGACGCAAAAAUCACACGAUGCUGCUACUGAUGAUGCGAGCGCAGUUCUAAUGGAACGAAUGAAUUCGCUUCAGAACGGCAGCGUCCUCCAUUGGAUCAUUUCACAAAUCUCACCAGGAGAAAAUCAAUGACCGGACAACACAAGACAUCCCAUAACAGGACGCGUCUAAAAAACUGACUGAACACAGCGGAGCCGUAGAUAGGGCCGACCUGAAUGAAACCGCGUCAAUAAGGACACUUCUCUGAGGCUUCUCUGGACCAAUAAGGUGGCAUGGCUGGCUUGUCGUUCUGUGGCAACAAUGUGACCAAGAAUGCCUACAAUGUGGAUACGGGGAUGUUGAACAAUGGCUGCUUCGUGGACGCCCUCAACCUGGUCCCUCACGUCUUCCUGCUCUUCAUCACCUUCCCCAUCCUCUUCAUUGGCUGGGGCAGUCAGAGCUCUAAGGUUCAGAUCCACCAUAACACCUGGCUCCACUUCCCUGGACACAACCUGCGCUGGAUCCUCACCUUCACUCUGCUGUUUGUCCACGUCUGUGAGAUCGCUGAGGGAAUCGUCUCCAACAAACAGAUGGACACCAACCACCUCCACCUCUUCAUGCCAGCGUUUAUGGGGUUCAUAGCAGCCACUACAUCUGUGGUGUACUACCACAACAUAGAAACCUCCAACUUCCCCAAACUACUGCUGGCUCUGUUUAUCUACUGGGUUCUGGCGUUCAUCACCAAGUCCAUCAAGCUGUGGAAGUUUGCAGAGUACGGUGUUGGAGUGCUGCACCUGCGGUUCUGUAUCACAGCCCUGCUGGUCGUUCUGUACGGACUCCUCAUGGCUGUAGAGAUCAACGUCAUCAGGGUCAGGAGGUACGUGUUCUUCGCCAACCCCCAGAAGGUAAAGCCUCCAGAGGACCUUCAGGACCUGGGAGUGAGGUUCCUCCAGCCCUUCGUCAACCUCCUCUCCAAGGCCACAUACUGGUGGAUGAACCCCCUGAUUAUAGGAGCCCAUAAAAGACCCAUUGAGCUGAAGAAGAUAGGCAAGCUCCCCAUCGCCAUGAGAGCCCUCACCAACUACCUGAAGCUCAAAGACGCCUACGAGGAUCAGAGGGUGAGUGGAGGAGGGAGCGACAGAGUUUCAUAUUCUACUUCUGACAGUGACAUACCAUUCAAUUGAUCCCCAGUGCAGUGACAUACCAUUCAAUGGAUCCCCAGUGCAGUGACAUACCAUUCAAUGGAUCCCCAGUGCAGUGACAUACCAUUCAAUGGAUCCCCAGUGCAGUGACAUACCAUUCAAUGGAUCCCCAGUGCAGUGACAUACCAUUCAAUGGAUCCCCAGUGCAGUGACAUACCAUUCAAUGGAUCC
Messenger RNA from Salvelinus fontinalis (brook trout), 1659 nucleotides. RefSeq names its product ATP-binding cassette sub-family C member 9-like. Gene Ontology annotation, biological process: potassium ion transport. The transcript has 8 exons. The record is from RefSeq and is a predicted model, not a curated record. NCBI's taxonomy places the organism in Eukaryota, Metazoa, Chordata, Actinopteri, Salmoniformes, Salmonidae. The coding region runs from base 580 to 1470 and encodes 296 amino acids. Gene Ontology annotation, molecular function: sulfonylurea receptor activity; ATP binding. Gene Ontology annotation, cellular component: membrane.